UAUAUAUUCGAUACCGCAUACUUUGCGAACAAUAAAUCUUUAUACCACCUACACCACAAUUUACUUCUAUGGGUUCUUUUCAAAUUGCCAGCGGAUGACCUUGGACGCAACAACCACUUUUGAAAGUUUUCGCUGACUUGGUCCCUUGACAAUUAACAUUAAGCCCUCAAGCGACGUCCUGCGACAGGCAACUCUCUCAAGUCGUAAAGGCUGAAACUAUGGCAUCGAUUGUAUAUGAUGGCGUUGGUGGUGGAGGUGCACUUUUUGAAGGCAUGAAGUUCUUCAUUCUUCAGCGAGUGCCUAUGCGCUCAAGGUGGAUAGAGUUAGUUCAAGUAAGGGCGUCGUUAGAAUGGAGGGGAAGAAACAUGCUAAUUUUUGCGACAGUCAAAUGGGGGUGAAGUAACAAAGUUCGAAAAGAAGGCUCAAAUUAUAAUCGCAGAUGGUGCCCGAAAAGAUGCGCCGCCGGAAUCUGUUUCAUGGAAGUUUAUUGAAGAAUCUGCGAAAGCUGGGAAAUUGGUAGACAUGGAAGCACAUCGAUGCGGUGCACAAGCAGGGACGAUUAGUGAACGAGCAACUGCACAGCUCCCAAGAACCACGCGCACACUUUAUACAGCUGAGGAUGAUCGCAUUUUGACCAAAUGGGUCUUGAAGGCAGAGCGAAUGGGGCGGCCCACGAAGGGUAAUCAAAUAUACAUGGAAUUGGCGGCGCGGGUAAGUGUAUUACAUUAGAUUAAAGCAUUUUUGCGGAAUUUAGGUUGAUAAUUUGUUACAGUAUCCUCAGCAUACAUAUCAAUCUUGGCUAGACCAUUGGAAGCGGUACCUUCUACCUCGCCAUGAGGCAGGAAAAUUACAUUACGAUACAGAGGAUGGCGACUCACCAUCUCCCGAAAGGCAACCAAAACCUGCUAAAAAGGAGCCCGCCAAGCCUCCUCCAACACGAAUUCCUCAUGAACAAGUACAAACAGGUGCUUCAAAAGAAAGAGUCCCGGUUCCUGACUCUUCAUCCCUUCCAAGGCAUUCAGGCUCCCGGUCAUCGCGGCCGGCAUUUUCAAAAGCCUCAUCCUCCGAGGUGGAUACACGAAAGCCUGUAGAUGGGCGACCUUUUACAAAAGAGGACGAUAGUUUUCUUCAGAAGGAGUUUGUGGCAAUUUGCAAUAUUGAUCCCAAUAAAGAGAUUGCGGCCUGGGAGGCGUGGACUAGAGCAGUAAGUUGAAUAUUAAAAAUCCAUAUGUAACACUGAUGUUAAGGCACGCAGCAUCCUGAUCAUACAGCCCAAGAAUGGCGAAACUAUUUCCAUGAAGACUUUUACCCUCGAGAAAUGAAAGAAAGGGCAAUGAAAAAGCAGACAAAAAUUAAGCCUGCGUCAUCGACGAGUAGUCGGCAUGUUUCUAGUCCCUUACAAGAUGAAGUUAACAAAGCAUCCACACGAACGAAGCAUUCUACCAAUAAUCCCGAGAAAGCUUCAGUAGAGGCCUCUGUCAAAAGCCCAGUUACUCCUCAAAAUGCUAGAUCAAGAGCCCACCAUGAGCCAAAGACGACAACACAGGUUAUUUUAGGAAAAAUUGAUAUGGAACAAAGGCCUUAUACGAACUCACUUCUGAAGGAAGAGGCAUAUUUUACGCACACCCUAAAAGAAUUCUCGGAAGUCUUGGGGUUUGAACCUGAUGACUUGAACUUUCAUCCUGUAGUUUGCGGAAAAGAGAUUUCCAUUUUCAAGCUCUGGCAGAUCGUUAUGUUAUUUGGUGGGUUUGCAAAGACAAACGCUGACAGUCGAUGGCAAGAGGUAGCUGAUAGACUAAGCUUUCCCAUUGCCAACCGUGCCAAGGCAGCUAAAGAUUUGAAAAGUUGUUAUGAAGAAAUAUUGUCUGAAUUGGAAACAGCAGUUAAAGAGGCCCAAAACGACACAGAGAAUCCUGAAUUUACAGCCUCUCAAGAAGAAGAAGUUAUGAUAGCAUCCCAGCUCAAAGAUACGGUUUCACACAGUGUUCAGAAAUCCUCCGGUCAUGACGAGGAAAUAGAGGACAACGAUGAAGUUCCAAAGCUACCACCGCCGAGGACUAAAUCUAAGCAACAGUUGACCACGUCAACCAAUAAACGCACAAUUGACUCCGACGGCUUGUCCAACCUUACCGGUUCUUCUGCAACUAAGCACGAAAUCAAGCGUCGUAAGGUCCAGAAGGGCAAAGGUAAAGAAGUGGAAAUUCCAUCCACUCCAGAACAUAUUUUCAAUGCUACACAACCACCUAUAAGUCAUCACACAGCGCCGCUUAAGUAUCCAUUUGAUAAAAAUAGCGAAGAUGAUAGUAGCGAUCAUGAAGUCCGAGAAAGAAUUCGUCGUAUUCAGAAAAAGAAACCGGGAGGGUCAUGUGGAGAACCUUCAGCCAGAAAACCUUUAAUCGAGCCGGAGACGCAAGAUUUCCAUUAUCCAGACAUUGAUAAAGAAGCCUCAAUAGUAUCUCCGACUCCGGCUCCGAAAAAAAGAGCCGCAAAUAAUAUCAUUGAUUUAAGUAAAGAUUCGUCUACAGAGUCGGAACCAGAACCAGAACCAGAUUCGGAAUCAGAUUCGGAAGACUCGAUUAACGCCGAGUUCGCCAAAUAUCUGGAGCUUGGCUAUUCCCGUGAAGUCAUAGCGGAAGCUCUCAUUGCAUCGACUUACGUAUAUGACGUUGCAAGCGUCAUUAUGGAACAAUUGAAAAUGGGCCACGAUAUACCGGACAAUAUGGAAGGAGCUUGGACUAAAAGGGAUGAUGAUGCGCUACUGAAGAACAGGGGGCCAGAGUAUGAGAGGAUCAGGGAGAAACAUGGUGAUGGGAGGAUUGCUGCGAGGAAGAAGUUUAAUCGACAUAUUCAGAGCCUUCAACAAUUGGAUUGAGAUGAGGAAAUUUUUGGUAGGGAAGAGAUAGGGGAGGAUUGAUGGCAAUGAUGAUAUGUGAUGUAGCACAUAAGAGGUGCGCAGUGGAAUGAAAGGGUAAUACGAGGGCGUAAGGUUAUCUUACAGUCUGUCUUUUGAUUUGGGAACAUAGUUCAUGAGUGUGAUAUCCAGGAAUGGGGCGGGGCGUUGCAGUCCGGGGCGCGAAUGGCUAUAUAUUUUCUCUUGCCUUCUUUUGGGAAAUAUCAUCGUCUAUUUAUCAUUAAUCACUAUUUAGGCCAUAUUAUAAUAAACGAGCAUUGGGCUGUCAUAU
Sclerotinia trifoliorum is the source of this 3182-nucleotide messenger RNA. NCBI's taxonomy places the organism in Eukaryota, Fungi, Ascomycota, Leotiomycetes, Helotiales, Sclerotiniaceae. The record is from the annotation of a GenBank genome assembly.